GGAUCGUUCGGAACGCGCUGAGCCUAAAAACGACAAGAAGAAAAUUAGAAAGAAAUCGUCGAGCGCGGAGCAAAACGAGCAGCAGCGUCGAGACGGGGCACGUUAAACGGCACAAAAGUGUAGUGUAGUUCUAGGCUUUAAGUUGUUAUCCCUCUUUUUGUUUUUGGUUGGGUUUCUGCUUCUUCUUCGUUGCAAUCCUUUUGGUUUGUCACAGAAACUCAUACACACACCCAAAGAUACCGAGAGCUGCGGCAGCGGACAAACUAUUCCAGCGAUUAUGUUUAUUGGCAGCGCGCACAACAACCAAAAGUCCAGCAAAUAGCGCAAUGCUGUCCAAUCCGCAUCCAACCUAUGCUAACGCGCUGGGCACAUUCAACUGAGCGAGAGGGAGAGAGCAAGAGGGGGAGCGUGAGCGGCAGGCGAGCGGAAGGAGAAGAAAUUGAGGCGCCUGCACCAGAGAACGCAUAAUCAUAGCACAAUCCUGGGCAAGGAGUACGAGCACUAUUCAGCCAUGAAUCUGAUCAACAUGGAUUCGGAGAAUCGGGUAGUGCUCAAUGUGGGCGGCAUUCGGCAUGAAACGUACAAGGCGACACUGAAGAAGAUUCCAGCCACGCGUCUAUCACGUCUGACCGAGGCGCUGGCCAACUACGAUCCCAUACUGAACGAGUACUUCUUCGACAGGCAUCCAGGUGUAUUCGCACAAGUGCUCAACUACUACAGAACUGGCAAGCUGCAUUAUCCUACAGAUGUGUGCGGUCCGCUGUUCGAGGAGGAAUUGGAAUUUUGGGGUCUCGACUCGAAUCAGGUGGAGCCCUGCUGCUGGAUGACCUAUACACAGCAUCGUGACACACAAGAAACCCUAGCCGUACUCGAUCGCUUAGAUCUGGAUACGGAAAAACCGUCCGAAGAGGAAUUGGCACGCAAAUUUGGCUUCGAGGAGGAUUAUUACAAAGGCACCAUCACCUGGUGGCAGGAAAUGAAGCCGCGCAUUUGGUCGCUAUUCGACGAGCCAUACAGUUCAAAUGCCGCCAAGACCAUUGGCGUCGUCUCGGUGUUCUUCAUAUGCAUUUCGAUAUUGUCCUUCUGUCUGAAAACCCAUCCGGAUAUGCGUGUGCCCAUCGUGCACAAUGUCACAGUGAAGACGGCGAAUGGCAGCGCCGCCUGGUUCCUGGACAAGUCAAUGACCAAUGCGCACAUUGCCUUCUUCUACAUAGAAUGCGUUUGCAAUGCCUGGUUUACGUUCGAGAUAUUGGUUCGCUUCAUCUCGUCGCCGAACAAGUGUGAAUUCUUAAAGUCAUCUGUUAACAUCAUAGAUUAUAUAGCGACGCUUAGUUUUUAUAUUGAUCUAGUGCUUCAGCGAUUCGCAUCGCAUCUGGAGAACGCUGACAUACUCGAGUUCUUCUCGAUUAUACGCAUCAUGCGUCUGUUCAAGCUGACCCGCCAUUCGUCCGGCCUGAAAAUCCUGAUACAGACGUUCCGCGCCUCCGCCAAGGAGCUAACACUUCUGGUAUUCUUCCUGGUGCUGGGCAUUGUGAUCUUUGCCAGUCUCGUCUAUUAUGCCGAGCGCAUACAGCCCAAUCCGCACAACGACUUCAAUAGCAUACCGCUGGGCCUGUGGUGGGCACUGGUCACCAUGACUACCGUUGGCUACGGCGACAUGGCGCCCAAGACCUACAUUGGCAUGUUUGUCGGCGCCCUCUGCGCUCUGGCCGGUGUGCUAACCAUUGCACUGCCAGUGCCCGUCAUUGUUAGCAACUUCGCCAUGUACUAUUCGCAUACGCAGGCGCGAGCCAAACUGCCAAAGAAGCGUAGACGAGUGCUUCCCGUCGAACAGCCGCGACAGGCCCGACUGCCAGGUGAGCGCGCCCCAGGCGGCGUCAGUGGCUGUGGCACUCCAGGCUCUGGCCCACACUCCGGCCCCAUGGGCUCCGGGGGCACUGGACCCCGUCGCAUGAACAAUAAAACCAAGGAUCUGGUCAGCCCCAAGUCAGUUGCUCAACUCUUCACAGGUCCCCUGGGCGCCAGCAUCGUUGCGAUGAGUCCACGCACCAUGCUAGACUUGAAUCCGGCACUGGCCAUGGGUAAGCCCACGUUUCAGCCACGUUUUCCAACCCAAUUGGCUGCCACGCCCGCCAUGGCGUCCACAGUCCCAGUGACAUUGGCUGCGAACAUAACGGCCACAGCGGCCGGAGUAGCGGCUGCUGCAGCAUCUGGAACACUGCCAGCGGUGCCCAGCAUAGCGGUGUCGACCACCGCCAGCAUCGGCAAGGAUAGCACCGCUACCGGCACCACCACCACCACCAGCACCACCACCCUGGAGGCCAGCAAGAAGGCGUUCCUCUAAGCAGCCGCCCUCAUCUCUCAAGUCCCAUCAAGCAAUACCUAGCCUAUAACCUAUUGUAACCUUCGCAUACGUAUAUGCCUACCUAUGAGUAAUUAUCAAUCUAUUAUCACGCAAACAACACUCCCAUAUCAUGACAUACAUAUUACUCUAGCUAUAUAAGUAUUAUUACAAUUAAUAAUGCAUUCGGCACUGCUUGGCAUUUUGGAGACGACACGAAUCCAAAGCGACGUUUUUAAAUAUAACGGUUUUUAGUAUUAUAUUUAAAUUGUUUUAUCGAUCCACUUCUUUUUAUAUACCUAUAUAGAUAUGUCUUAUGUUAGAAAUAGCCAAAGUUGUAUAUACUGCAUAGCUAAAGAUUUUAACGAUUGGUUAGGAUCAACAAUAGAAAUACAGAAAUUUUUUAUGCAAACAAUUUUUUAAAUAGAUCUGGCUUCAAUUUCAGUCUCAAAACAGAUUGUUUAAAAUAUACCGUUACUUAUGAAUUUUAUAUGCGCUUUACUAAUGAAAUCUAAAAAUUUCUCAAUCUCAGCAAACAGUUGUGACACUUUUUUUUUCCAAUAUUUUGCAUUAAAGAAAAAAAAACAAUAUCGCAGCUCUUAAAGCUUUUAGUGUGCCUAAAAUUACAAAAAUUUUGAUCCUGCUCUUAUGUUGUGAAAGUCAUUAACAGCUCUUAGAGCUUUGCAUGUAUUUUGCUUUCAAAAGUAUUUGAUAUACUGCAGAAAGUAACUGAAGUCGAUAAAGCUUAUCAUACGUUUCCAUAGACCUUGAAUAUAUCCUCCCCCAAUACAAAUAUGAUUAAUUUAGCCUUUCCAGUAUCCCCAAUUUUCCAAAUAUUUGCUUAAUGCUCAUUAGGCUGGUCUCAAAGUUUCACUUGUAUCCUCAGACUUCAACAGCUUCAAAUAUCUUUGCCCAACUGCGUGAAAGUCUAUUUUAAAAGCUCAUUAAACAGUUAAUUAAGCUUUUCAUAUUUCCCCAGCAAACUACACUGAAGGCAAAGCCACUUGAGUAACUCAACUAAAGUUCGAGCUGUACUUGCAUUGCCCCGCCUAGAAGCUUCAUAAUUGCCUAAUUGGAAAACUCCUGCCGAGCCUCUGUUAUAUGUGUUUCGGGGCGUAUGCGUGAUCUAUAAAAUUUCUAUGGAAUGAAAAACUUUUCGUGUAUUAUGGCAACUGCUUAAAAUUCAUUGGAGCAUUCGCGCGCUUGUCCGAUUCGCUUGUUAAAGGCGAGCGUCAACUUUCCAGCUAAUAAGUGGUCACAUCUAACGGUCGCCGCCAGGCUUUAACGUCUAGGCAAGAAAGAAAAAUAAAAAACGAAAACAUUGUGCGCAACUUUAGAUAACUUUAGAAAAACAAAUGAAAAUUUCCGGCUGGCUGUGCGUUCAUCAUCAUGGAAUACGCGCUUCAACUUUAAUUACAUUUUUUUGUUCUUUAUUUAACCUGGCGGUGGCGUGCCCGGAAAAUUGACAUGGAAAAUCACGAGCUGUGGAAGUUUUGGCGUAAAACGACUUAAAUUUUCAAAUAUUCAAAUGUUUUUCUUCCGCAAAGUUCUGUUUUAAGCAAAUGCUGCUUUUAACUUGUUUCGCCUACUCAAACACUUACAAAUUUCUUCAAAAUAGGGACGCCAUAGGUGGCGGGGGGUCAGAGCUCAGAGCAGAGUAAACAAACACCCACACACACAAACACACACAUAUAUAUAUAUAUAUAUAUAUAAAGAUAGCUAAAGAUGUGUUUCUAUUGAAUAUCAUUAGGUAAAUAAAAAGCCUCUUGUACAUUUUGAAUAUCUCUCAGCAAGCAUUAUACAUACUAACAUACAAACGUAGCUAUUGUAUCUAUACAUAAUACUAAUAAUAAUUUCUAAGCUAAACAAAUUAUGAUGAUGAUGGAGGAGAAGAAGACGCUAACGCUUUGCAAUAAAUACCAAAUAAAAUAAAUGAAGGAAAACAAAAAACAUUUCAAAAAGAAAAACGGAUAAAGUUUGCAAAACAUUUGUUAAGUUUUUACAAUGGAUAAAGCAUUCAUAGGCAACUUAAAAUUAAUAUAAAUACGAAUACAUAUAUACA
Molecule: messenger RNA, 4403 nt
Organism: Drosophila mojavensis
Lineage: Eukaryota; Metazoa; Arthropoda; Insecta; Diptera; Drosophilidae
Gene: Shaw
Product: potassium voltage-gated channel protein Shaw
Exons: 10
Coding region: 512-2344 (610 amino acids)
Biological process (GO): potassium ion transmembrane transport; protein homooligomerization
Cellular component (GO): axon; neuronal cell body membrane; voltage-gated potassium channel complex
Molecular function (GO): protein binding; delayed rectifier potassium channel activity
Source: RefSeq, a predicted model, not a curated record